Paramecium pentaurelia is the source of this 1978-nucleotide messenger RNA. The record is from the annotation of a GenBank genome assembly. NCBI's taxonomy places the organism in Eukaryota, Ciliophora, Oligohymenophorea, Peniculida, Parameciidae.
AUGUUUUAUGAAUUUGAAUAUUAUAUUAAUAUCAAAAGGGUAUAAAAUUUAUAAAUAAAAUAGAAAAAUUAACAAAAAUAAAUGAAAAAUAAACGAUCAAUCAUUACAGAACAAUAACCUGAUCAUGAACAAAUUCGUAAAUAGAAUGAAAUAAAUUUACAACCAGCAGUAUAAGUAUAUAGAAUGUAUACUUAAUUACAUACAGUAGCUUAAGCAGAAUAAGUGGCUGAUACUUUGUCAUCAAUAGAUUUCAUACAGAAAUAAUGUGAAAAGAGUAUGAAGGUUAGAGAUUUUGCUAUGUAUGCUGCAUAAUUUUUCAAAUAUGAACAUUACAGUUUUGGCCAAACAAUAAUGAAUUAAGGAGAUUAUGGAGAUAGAUUUUACUUAUUAUUAAAUGGUGAAGUAGGUGUAUAUAUGAAGAGAUCAAAUGAGGAUAUUUAAAAGGAUUUAGAAUUUUUAAGUUAGCAGACUAGUGAAACUAAUAUAGUAGUAAAUAAUAUAUAAAAGAAAAAGAAAACAGUUGUUUUGAAUUAAUUAAACAAAUUUGAUUUAGCUUUAAGAAUGUUAAUAGAUAAUAAUAUGUAUUAUAAUAAUGGAGUACCUUUGUUUAAAAAAGUAUGGUAAUAUUAUUCAGGUCAAUGUUUUGGUGAUUAAGCACUUAUUCAUGAUUAACCAAGAUCUGCAAGUAUAAUAGUAGUAUCAGAGGAAGCACAUUUAAUAUCAAUGAAUAAACAUGAUUAUAAAUAAGUUUGUGAGAAAUAGAUUCAAGAAUAGAAUGCUAAUGUGGAUUAUUUUAUGAAAUUAUUUAAUGGAGCUAGCAAAUUUACAGUUACCAAAUUUAUAUAGAAUUUAAGAACUAUAUAAUUUUCAGCAUAAGCAAUAUUAUGGAAAGAAGGAGAUGAACCUAAAUUCUAUUUCUUAAUUUUAAAAGGAAGAGUAUAAUUAUAUAGAUAGAUUUCAGAAGAUAUAAUAAAUUAAUCUAAUAAUAAAAAGAAAAAAAAGAUCAUUUUAAGUUAAUUAUCAGAUAAUUCAUUUGUUGGUUAAGAAGAAAUAAUUGAAUCACUUCCUUAUAGAUUAUAUUCUUGUUAAGUUUUAGAUAAUACAACAGCUUAUUUUAUGGAAGCUAAUGAUUUCAAUAAUUUAAAAAAGAAUUUUCCAGAAAUUGUUAAAUUAUUGAAAGACAAAAGUUCUUUAAUUUCUGAAUAUAUGAAUAAUAGAUAAAAUAAUAUCAUAUCAAUAUUAUAAUAACAUGAUAAUUCAUAAAAAGAAUAACCAUAAUUAAUGAUUACUGAAAGAAAAACUGUAUAAGAAAUAUUUAAAGAUCCACAUGAUAGACCAGAUAAGAAUGAUAUUCGUUCAUAAAAACCUAAAAUACUACUUUAAACUGAAAUUGCACAUUAAAAUAUGUUAUAUCAUUAAAAGAAAUUACCAACUGAUGCUAAAACUAAAUUUUUAAUGGUUGAUACAAAUCUAAUUGAAUAAAUUAGAGAUAGAGUAUCCAGAAAAAUUUGGACUGGAGCUGAAAAGAAAUAGAGAGUUAAAACUACUCAUCUAGAUGAUAAUUAAAUUUUAACUAGUAGAGUUUCAAGUGCUGUAAGUACAAAAUCUAAAAAAAUGUAAAGAUUUUCAUCUCUAGAAACUAUACUUUAAAUUACAUCAUCAGAACCUCAUUAAACAUCUCCUACAUUUGUUACUUCCACAACCAAUACUGUACCACUUAUUUAAAGAUCAUGGAAUCCAUAAAGUAGAUAAUUAAAGGCUAAAUUAAGAAGAAAAAUGAGUGGAGCUAUGAGUCAAAACACAUUAUAAACAUAAUAAAUUGAAAAUUAAGAUAUAUUCUCUUAAUUCUAAAUACCACAUAGAAUUCAUACAGCUAAAUCUACUAAUAGAAAAAUGUAAUAAUAUUAUUAUAUAUUAAUUUAGUUGUUCUGCUUUUGGAUUACGUAAAAAAAGUGAUCAACUUUUAGGUUAUACUUGA